Messenger RNA from Peronospora belbahrii, 1152 nucleotides. The record is from the annotation of a GenBank genome assembly. Lineage: Eukaryota; Oomycota; Peronosporomycetes; Peronosporales; Peronosporaceae.
AUGACGGAUUUUAUUACCAAGGAACAAGCUGCGUAUCCCGAUAUCGCACAGCGUUAUCAACAGCUAAAGGAUCUCCAUGUUCGCAAACUUUACCAUGAACUCACUGGUGAACUCGAGGCCUUUGUGCGAGAUCCUGUAUGUCAUAAAUACCCACUUAAUUUGGUCAAGUUGUAUCAGGAUUUUAUCCACACUUUUCAGGAUAAACUGAAUCAAAUUCGACUUGUGGUGAUUUGCGCUGAAAUUAGUAAUCAAUUUGCAGAUCCAGCCAAGGCACAGGAAUUUAUGGAGCAAUUAUUGAGUCAAUUAAACACCAAGACUGCGCAUGAGGCCGUGCUGUUGUGUAAAAUGCAAGUUGCUGAGCUGAAAUUUCGACGUGGAAGCGACUUUUUUGCUCAAGUGAAGACAACAGUUGACGAUGAAAAGGAGGUGAUUGAGAGUCUUGUGGGAGCUGAACCUGUCGUACACGCGGCCUAUUAUCGCGUGGCUUGCAACUAUUAUGGAGCACUGGGUCCUGCUCACAAGUUUUACAAGAAUGCGCUCAUGUUUCUCGCCUAUACGCAGUACGAUGACAUGCGUCCUGAAGAACGCUUUGAUCUAGCUGUGAAUAUUAGCAUUGCUGCACUCACGGGUGACGGUGUUUUCAACUUUGGUGAAGUGUUGGCAACCCCGAUCCUUCGAGCUUUGGAAAACACGGACAAGCAGUGGCUCUCGGAUCUCUUGCAUGCGUUCAACAAAGGUGACAUUGAUCGAUUUAACGAGAUUGUAGGUCGUCACAGUAAGGAGUUUAACGCACAGCCGGCGUUAGUGACCAAGCAAGAAUACGUGAAGGAAAAGGUUGCUUUGUUGGCAUUAAUGGUGCUAGUGUUUCAGCGUCCAUCGCAUGAGCGCAACAUUCCUAUUCACGAGAUUGCCACGGCCACGCGCCUGCCACAGGAGCAAGUGGAGUGGCUUGUGAUGCGUGCUCUAUCGUGCAAGCUUAUCAAAGGUUCAAUUGACAAGGUGGAUGAUAUCGUACGGGUCACGUGGGUGCAACCUCGUGUGCUGGAUAACUCGCAGCUUCAGGAGCUCGUGACUCGCCUUGACGGGUGGGAGAAGAAGGUGAACUCGACUUUGUUGUAUGUGGAAGAACAGACACCUGAACUCUUCCAGUAG